Drosophila miranda is the source of this 597-nucleotide messenger RNA. Its product is annotated as transcription initiation factor IIA subunit 2-like. Gene Ontology annotation, biological process: transcription initiation at RNA polymerase II promoter; RNA polymerase II preinitiation complex assembly. The record is from RefSeq and is a predicted model, not a curated record. The transcript is spliced from 2 exons. Gene Ontology annotation, cellular component: transcription factor TFIIA complex. Gene Ontology annotation, molecular function: TBP-class protein binding; RNA polymerase II general transcription initiation factor activity. Bases 184 to 528 code for a protein of 114 amino acids. NCBI's taxonomy places the organism in Eukaryota, Metazoa, Arthropoda, Insecta, Diptera, Drosophilidae.
UCAGCAGCAUUGGAAAUGGAAUGGAGUUGGAAUAUACCAACAAGUAUAUCGUAAACGGUCACCCUGAUAAAUUCGUACAAAAUUGAAUCGAUAAAAAAAUUUAUAAAUUCUUGAACCACCGCAUCGAGCUUGAGCGUCAAAUUUCAAUUAGAAACGUAAUUGCUCUUAAAAAGGAACCAGAAGAUGGUUUAUCAGCUAUACCGAUCGUCCACCGUGGGCAUCACGUUGCAGGAUACUCUCGACGAACUCGUCAAGAACGGGCAGAUGUCGCCAUUUCUGGCCUGCAAGGUGCUCCAACAGUACGACGUGAGCAUCAACAAGGUUUUCAAAGAGAAGGUGAAGACGAGCCUCACUUUCACGGGGUCACGGCUGAGUUCCUACCAAUUCUGCGACAGUGUCUGGACCCUCAGGCUGAAAGAUGUGGAAUUUCGCUCGAAAAACCACGUGAUCGUCAAAGUCGACAAGGUGAAAAUUGUUGCCUGCGAAAGCGAAGGAGGGAAAAAAAAAACAGAUAUGAAGGCUCAAUGAAGAAAACAAACAAACAAAAAAAAACCAACGUAAAUGUGGUGAAAUAAAGUAGAUUAAUAACCAAACAAA